GCCGAGGGGCGGAGGCGACGGGUUGACCCCGGCCCUGAUGCUGUGUGACCCCGAGUCGGCCAAUACCCUCUCUGGGCCUCAGCUGCCUCCUCUGUACGAUGAGAAGGGGCGCCCGAUGGCCUCCGCAACCCCUUCCCGGCCCGCCUCGAUGACCCCUCGAUGGAGGGAGCCGGGCCCGGGGCGGGUCUGGAGCUGGAGCUGCAGCUGGUGCAGAGUCAGUGUCUCCAGAGGGACCCUCCUCCGUCUGGGGGACAAGGUCUGGCUGGUCGGGACUCCGGCCUCGCCACAGCGGGGAGAGCCGAGGGGUCGGAGGGCGUGAGCGGCGGCUGGACGCAGGGCCCUCCCCACAAAUUACUAACAUUCCAAGAUGUGGCUGUCAAUUUCACCCGGGAGGAAUGGGGUUUGUUGGAACCAGCUCAGAAGGACUUGUUCAGGGAUGUGAUGCUGGAGAACUAUGAGAAUUUUGUCUCCCUGGGGUUUCCAGUUUUCAAGCCAGAUGUCAUCUCCCAGUUGGAAAAAAGAGAAGUACCAGGGUUGCCGGCUAAAGAAGUUCCAAGAAGCCUUUACCUCGAUUUUCUUCAUGAAUGUAACACAGUUGAACAAAAGUACAGUCAGGAGUCAAUCCCUGAUACCCAACAGAGAGUUGCUGAAGUGAAUGUAAAACAAUACUUGGAAGUAAUUGACCAUGGUCGAAUCUCAGUCAGUGAAAAACUUUAUGAAUGUAAUAAAUGCAACAAGCUCUUCAUUUACUGUUCAAACCAUAUUUCUCAACAUGGAACAGAUACUCUAGGAAAACAUCCUAAACAUGAGAUAUCUGGAAAAACCUUUAGCAGUAAACAAAAUUAUCAUUCAGAUGAUUCUGGAGAGAAUCUAUUUAAAUGUAAUGAUUUUGGACAAACCUUCAACAAAAUUCAAAGCCUAUCUCAACAUCAAAAGAUUCAGAGUAGAGAGUUGUUUGAAUGUAAAGAAUAUAAGAAAGCUUUCAGCAGAAAAGGGAACCUCUAUAAAUAUCAGAUGAUUCAAAGUGGGGAGAAGCCCUAUAUAUGUAAUGAAUGUGGCAAAGCCUUUAACCAAAAGGGGACUCUUUGUAAACAUAAGAAGAUUCACAGUAGUGGGAAGCCUUAUGUAUGUAACGAAUGUGGCAAAACCUUCAAGUACAGGCGACAUCUCGAAAUAGAUAAGAUCAUUCAUUCUGGAAAAAAGCCCUGUGAAUGUAAUGUAUGUGGGAAAGUCUUUAGUAAAAAGCCUUACUUAGAAAAACAUCAAAAAAUUCAUUCUGGAGAGAAACCUUGCAAAUGUUCUGACUGUGGGAAAGCUUUCAGCAGUAAUAACUACCUAAUUGAACAUCAAAGAAUUCACACUGGAGAGAAACCCUUUGAAUGUAAGGAAUGUGGGAAAGCCUUCAGCCGAAAGGGGCGACUUUAUGAACAUAAUAGAAUUCACACUGGAGAGAAUUCCUAUGAAUGUAAUGAAUGUGGAAAAACCUUCAUCAGUAAUCGAAAUCUAUCACGACAUCAAAUUAUACAUACCGGAGAGAAGACCUAUAAAUGUAAUGAAUGUGGGAAAGCUUUCAUCAGUAAGAGCUACCUAAUUCAACAUCAAAGAAUUCAUGCUGAUGAGAAGCCUAAAAAAUGUAAUGAAUGUGGGAAAGCCUUUAUUAGUAAUCAAGACCUAUCACGACAUCUAAUAAUCCAUACUAGAGAGAAGCCCUAUAAAUGUAAUGAAUGUGGGAAAGCUUUCAGGAGUAAUAGCUAUCUUAUUCAACAUCAAAAGAUCCAUAAUUUACAGGAGCCCAAUAAAUGUUAUGAAUGUGGGAAAUCCUUCAGCAGUAAUAGCUAUCUACUUCAACAUAAAAAAAUCCAUACUGGAGAGAAGCCCUAUAAAUGCAAUGAAUGUGGGAAAGCCUUCAUUAGUAAUAGCUACAUAAUUGAACAUCAAAGAAUCCAUACUGGAGAGAAGCCCUAUAAAUGUAGUGAAUGUGGGAAAGCUUUCAUCACUAAUCGAAAGCUAUUACAACAUCAAAGAAUCCAUACUAAAGAGAAGCCCUUUAUAUGUCAAGAAUGUGGAAAAGGCCUCAGCACUAAAUUGUGCCUAAUUCAGCAUCAAAGAAUCCAUACUGGAGAGAAGCCCUAUAAAUGUAAUGAAUGUAGGAAAACCUUUAUCAGUAAUCGAAAUCUAUUACGACAUCAAAGAAUCCAUACUGGAGAGAAACUCUUUGAAUUUGAGGCACCCUUCUACACCAAUUCUUUCCUUGAUGCACAAAAUGAAACUAAUGAAUGUAGUUCAAAGUUCAUGAGAGAUUUCAUAUUGGAAAUAAACUGUUCAGAUGUAGUAAUGGAGGGAGAGGUCCAGAAAAUUUCACAGAAUCAUGGGAUUUCAGAGUUAGAAGACUCAGAGAUCUUCUAGUCCCAUCUUUAUCUGACCAAAAAAAAAAGUCCUUUCUGCAAAAUAGAACAAGUUAUCAAACAACUUUUGUUGUAAGACUUCUAAUGAGCACACUUCCUCUUGAACAUUUGGCUUCUCUUUUGGAUAAUUUUAAUUAUUAAGAAGUUUUUUAUUACUUCAAGCCUAAAUUAGUCUUUUUGCAAUUUAUAUACAUUCUCUUAGUUAUAAUCUGUCCAAAUAGAAAUGCCUAAUCCCUUUUUAUUUUCAUAGCUCUUCAAAUAUUUGGUCACCUCACACACCCAAUACAUCUUUUUUUUUUCUUCAGGUGAAAUGUCCUCAGUUCUAUUAACUCAUCCUCAUGUGUGACAUGAAUAGAAGCCCCUUAGCUUUCUCUUAACCCUCCUUUCCAAAUUCUUCAGUUUAGCAAUGUUCUUUCUCCAACUGACAGUAUUCUAAUUGUGUUCUGAGUCACAGUAGACCUAUACUAUCAUCUCCAUCACACGGGGUAGUAUGUCUCUUCUAAUAUAGCUUAAGAUUGAAGUAACCUUUUUACUGUCCUUUUACACUAUUUGACUCCUUUUAAGCCUAUCAUCCACCAAAAUCUCCAGAUAUUUUGCAGAGGUACGUGGUGUGCUAAACAGCAUUGGAAUCAGCAUAGAUCCCUAGGACUUUUUUUUCCUUCUAAGUUCCUACUGAGCCAUUGACAUGAACUGAAAUUAUGAUUUAUUCAACACUGCAUACUCAAAGUAUUCGAUUUUCACCAGCUACAAGUGGUUGUUUGGAGAGGGAAAUGUGACUGAAGUUCUCAUGUCUCUCUUUUUGAUAAUAUAAAGUUGCUAUUUAGUGGUAUUAUUCCAGGUGCUGGGGAGAUUAUGUAAAACAUGGUCCCUGACAAUGUAUCUUGAAGGGUAUGACACACUUUGAAAUAACUAUAAUAUAAACUAGCAUAGCUUAUAUGUAGUCUAAUAUGGAAAUUCAUGUAACUGCUUCCUGAACCUCCAACCUUCCAGGUAGAAGAGAAGUUCCUAAUGUUUUCUGUGUCAUGAAUCCCAUUGGCAUUCUGGUGAAGAUUAUGGACUCCUCAAAAUGAUCUUAAAUUCAUAAAAUAAAGUAUAUAGGAUUUCUUAGGAAACCAAUUACAUUGAAAUAGUUAUUUAAAAAAAUUUUAA
This is a messenger RNA of Vombatus ursinus (common wombat), 3554 nucleotides long. RefSeq names its product zinc finger protein 345-like. Gene Ontology annotation, molecular function: DNA-binding transcription activator activity, RNA polymerase II-specific; RNA polymerase II cis-regulatory region sequence-specific DNA binding. The record is from RefSeq and is a predicted model, not a curated record. The coding region runs from base 160 to 2406 and encodes 748 amino acids. The transcript has 5 exons. Gene Ontology annotation, cellular component: nucleus. Gene Ontology annotation, biological process: regulation of transcription by RNA polymerase II. NCBI's taxonomy places the organism in Eukaryota, Metazoa, Chordata, Mammalia, Diprotodontia, Vombatidae.